Amoebophrya sp. A120 is the source of this 3836-nucleotide messenger RNA. The record is from the annotation of a GenBank genome assembly. Lineage: Eukaryota; Dinophyceae; Syndiniales; Amoebophryaceae.
CGCAAGAUCAACACAGUUCCCGCGUACAGGAUUAUUUCGGAUGCGUAUAGUUCUACUGAUCGCGUUUCUGAGCAUUUAUGGCAAGCGAAGCAUUUCAAUCUGAAAAGUUAGAGGUUCAAUGUUAAGGUCGUUAGACGCGUUCCUUGCAUCUAUAUGUACUUGUUUCAUCACAUAAAUUUAAAUGUUCCAUUUGUUUUCAAGUUUUGCGACGGCAACGCGGAUGGCUUUUCUGAAAGUUUCACUCUACAACUUCUUACUAAAUCUUCAUGCCUCGUCUUCGAAGGACAUUUUUACGUGCUGCUUUGUGAUGAUAAGUUUGUAGAGAAGACCAGGCUGCGCCGGUUUUUGUGGGACAGGGAACCAGAAGGCGAGCGUUAUGGAGGACGAAGCGCAAUGACAAGCAGUUGUGUGAAGAUCUGAUGUCGCCUCACACAUUCCGGAUGCAGUACUCCGAUUCAGUCCCUCGGCGCUGCGCUUCGUCGUCUUCGUCGCGAAGCAGCGGCUUGGGAGAACGCGGAACCGAGGCCCGUGCUAGCAUAUGUGAUGGAACGGCCAAAAAGCGAAGGCCUUGGGCGGUCGCGCAUCACCUCUUCGGAUUGAGUGGCAGACCGUGUCGCACGAAGUCAAUUUUACAGCGACGAGGAAUGCAAAAUUGGAUCGCCGUAGAUGGGCGGGAGGAUCAGAAACGAAGAGGACGGGUGCGCGUUUAUUCUGUCGGGGAACCUCGGCCGGGGUCAAGUCGCGACCAGAGCAGUGCUAGCGUGCUCGUCGCCUGGUUUUGGACGAGAAUCUGGACACAACUGGUGCCUCCUUCGAUAUGGUUGCCAUACUCGUUUGCUCACAAGAAUAAUAGAUCCAGGAUACGAGGCCUUGUGCGUUGUUGGAAAUGUGUCGCUUCACUGACAUUUUUCCUUUUCUUGUUCCUUCCCCUCCAUCUGCUUCCAACCACCACCCUCGCCCAGAUCCAGGUCAUUCGCUUCCCGUCCUCUUCAGGCCACGGCGCCCCCUAUCUCGGCGGUAUUUUCGACCUGUUCCGCACGCCACCACACAUGCGCCAGGUGUCGAACUUUUACACGCCGGAAUUAACGUUGAACAGCGAGCCCUGGAAUGCGCUCCUAAAGUCGAAGCAUAUGGUCGCGGUGCUGUUUUUCAGUCCGGUCUGCGUCUACUCCCAGGCACUGCAGCCGAUCUGGGACCAGGUGGCGCACAAAAUGGAGAGGAAAGUCCCGGUCGUGCGGGUGGAUUUAACGAAUCAAGAAAUGGAGGCCAUGAAGAAGUAUAAGUUGCAAGGGUACCCAGGGUAUCCAGUAGUCCGGCUGAUCGUGGAGGACGAGAAUAAAGUUGACAUGUUCGAAUACGAACCAAAAGGGUGGCAGACAACCAUGGAAACAAUCACGAGCUGGGUACUAUGACGCGGAUUUUGAGGGCUGUGCAUACAUGACAGUUCCAGAAGUUCAAGUUCUACAUUCUUGAGUCAGUACGUGUCUUCUAUACUAGAAGCUUCGUCUACUUUCUACCCAAACCGAAAAAAAAUCUCAGCUCUCCAAGCACCUUUCAACCGGCCACGAGGUGCAUUCUUUAGAAGAGUUCCGGAAUUUCCAUUUUCAAAACCCCCUCUUCGUUGUUGGUCUUUUCGAAGACGACACCCCCGUUGACGCCCCGACCUCAAGCGACAAUCCAGCGGCCACCACCGCUUCCGACUCCACGCUCUCCCCCCAACAGCAGACCGACAACCGGCACAACGUGCAGACGUUUCAGGAAGCCAGUAAGCACUUCGAGAACGUACUGUUCGCGGAGAGCCGGAAAAGCGGGGUCUCCAGGGAGAUCGCGAACUACCUCCGCGAGCACCACCACUUGAAGUGCGAGGUGGUGAAUUUUGGGGCCAGCAAGGAAAAUACAAAAGCGGUGGAAACGCCGAACAAGGAGAACAUGCGGUGUCGCGGGCCGAAGAACCUGCAGCGGCCGGAAUGGAACGACAGUUUCGAAGUGACCAGUAACAAAACGCACGUGACGGCGAAGCGAACGGACCAAAACAGCGGGUGGGAUCUAUUACAGUGAAAAAUGCCCCCACCCCAAAAGUUGCAACAAUUUGUGAUGCGAAGUUUCCAAAUGAAAACUUUGUGUCUUGCAUGAAAGGACUAUGAAUCUUUCUGAUGCAGGGUCUAGUCGUAUGCAGCAUCGCUUGCAUGACAAGCGUCGCGCUUUCUGGGAUCUUUCGCAAUGCAAAUUUUGGCUACUCACGAUGGAAAAUCUGUGAUGCUGAUAAAAGGAACAGGGCGAGUGCUUCCAUUGGAAAGAUUUGCAAUGCAAAUGCUCCCAAGUUUUGGGGUUGGGGCAUUUUUCCUCACAAUAGGACCAGGGGCUGCAGUAUUCCUGUUGUCUGGAAUACAACCCGCAGGGGGAGGCCCCGUUGGAGCUGAAAAUCCCCUCCGUGACCAUGUUCACGCCAUUUGACGAGCAGGUUUACACCUUCCCGGCCGACCACUCCUCGCACAUCAACGUGGUCGAGCUGAUCGAGUUCGUGCACAAGUACCGUCAGUCGCUGAUAACGGACUUCAACGUCAACACGAUGAACGAGGUGUUGGAAAGCGCCAGCUCCGCGGAACUCCCGCUCCUGAUGCUGAUCCACAACGAGGAGGACAGCGGGUCUACUUCGGACGACGGAACCGGGGCGCAGUCUGCGCAGAUGGCGAAACUAGCGGAGGUGGAGGAGACCGUACGGAAGUUCGCAAAGGAGAUGAAGGGCCGGGUGUUAUGCUCGAAAGCGCUGAAGAGCGGCGACGACCCGGCGUACAAGUUUUUGUUCGAGAUGCUGGACCUCUCCGCUGUCAAGGACUUCCCUGUGCUGCGGCUGAUGACGCGGAACCGCGAGGCGCGGUCCCGGGCCUCCGCGGUGCUGAAGUACAAAUUAGGCGGGAACAACGACGGGGAAGUGGCGCCGACCGUGGACAAUCUCAGGGGGUUGCUGGAGUCGUUCGAGCAAAAAACCGCGCGACCGUAUUUGAAAUCCGAGCCCGCGCCGGACCCGGCCUACAAGGACGAAUACGACCCGGUCGAGGUCUUCGUCGGGUCGACGCUGCACGACGGCAUCGCGAACCGAAAAACGGAUAUAUUUUUGAACAUCUACGCGCCCUGGUGCGGGCACAGCAAGCGGCUGCAGCCGGUCUGGCGGGACCUGGCCACGCGGUUACGGGGAAAUGAGCAGGUGGUCACGAUUGCGAAGAUUGACGGCACGGCGAAUGAAACACCAGAUAUUCCGGUCAUGGGGUAUUGACGAAUUAGAUAUUGAUGCGAAACAAGAAUUAUUGGCAGCGAUUUGUUGUGCUUGUUUAAGAAGCUGGUUGAGGACUAAGGGUCACGAGGACGUCGAGCAAACGCAAUGACAAUCUAUGAAGUGCGGCAUAGAUUGAUUUAUCUUUUUCCAUCACAGAACAUGCAGAGAGAAAAAGUCAAGCUCUACCCUUGUAACACAUAAACCCAGAUAUCCAACGAUGCUGUUUUUCAAAGCGGGACAAUCCGGCUUCAGUUCGAUCGAAUACAACGGGCCCCGCACCACCGACGCACUCCUAGAGUGGCUGAAGAAGCACAGUCCGGGGGAGAUAAAACCGGACCAGGUCAUACCGGCUGCAGAAUCCGGCUACGACGCCGGACGGGGGCACAGCGACGAAAUUUAGGGAAGAGGUUGCUGGCGCCAGGGCGACUUGACAGGUCCACCCCCGAAGCGGCUCGCACAACAUACAACAUUGAAUUGGCGAUCUAGAAGAUCAACAUCAGCAAGCACAUCAAGAAAAAACAAGUCAUAUUAGUACGAGGACAACAAGAAAAUUGGAAUAAGC